Messenger RNA from Macadamia integrifolia, 729 nucleotides. RefSeq lists its product as uncharacterized. Bases 1 to 729 code for a protein of 242 amino acids. The record is from RefSeq and is a predicted model, not a curated record. The transcript has a single exon. NCBI's taxonomy places the organism in Eukaryota, Viridiplantae, Streptophyta, Magnoliopsida, Proteales, Proteaceae.
AUGACGGGUCUAAAUGCACAGAUCAAUGUUGUUCCUAAUGUUGCUCCUACCACUAUUCCCCAGGCACAACAAGUCUCAGCACUAAGGGCUCACCACACAACCCACCCAGAAGGCUCUAAUAUACAUUAUGCGCCACGACCUGAUGCACCACUAACACAGGGGCAAAUGACAUCACAGAGCCAAUCCAUACUGCCUAUACCUAUGGACAAUGUGAAAGUGAUGGAAAUGUUCCAAAAGUUUAGGCCUCCCUACUUUGGUGGGAUUGCGCAGGACCCUUUGGCACCCACCAAAUGGGUAGAGGGAAUGGAGAUGGCAUUUAAGGUAAUGACCCUCACUAAAGAACAGAAACUGAUGUGUGCCGACUACCAACUACAAAUUGAGGCAAAUGCAUGGUGGAAGUCCACUGAACACAUCCUAGUGGCCCUACAACCUAACCUCACAUGGGACCACUUUAAAGUGGCAUUCUACAACAAUUACUUCCCAGAUAGUGUGAGGGAGAGGAAGGAAACAGAGUUCAUGGAGCUGAAACAAGGAUCCAACUCUGUAUUAGAAUAUCAACAAGAUUUUGAGAAGUUGUUCUUUGCACUUGAGCAUUUGAAGGGGAAUCAGGCAAAGGCAAAGAGAUUUGAGAAAGGGUUAAGACCCACUAUAGGGGUUGUGUUAGUGGCUCAGUACCUCCAUAGUUAUACCCAAGUGGUUCAGGCUGCCAAAUCCAUUGAGGACAAAUAA